Helicoverpa zea (corn earworm) is the source of this 2489-nucleotide messenger RNA. RefSeq lists its product as uncharacterized. The coding region runs from base 360 to 1271 and encodes 303 amino acids. The record is from RefSeq and is a predicted model, not a curated record. The transcript has 7 exons. Lineage: Eukaryota; Metazoa; Arthropoda; Insecta; Lepidoptera; Noctuidae.
CUGCAGGUUUGUUUACUUCUCGUAUUUACUACUAUUUUUUAAAUAGAAAAUUUGAAGGAUUAAAACCAAAUUUCUACCAGAAGUUCAUGAUUGAAGCGCUGAAAGAUACAAGUAAUAUUGAAUACUGCGCGCGCAUUUCGUUGCACCCAUUUCGUCGGUAAAACAGUUCUUCAAAUGAGUCGAUUAUCUUGCAGUCCGAUAAAGUUAAACGAGAUGAUUAUAAACCGAUAGUUUAAUUAUUGUGAAAGGAACUAUAUCCGCGUGAAAAAUGUUAUUCAGCUUAAGCCGGCAAACACACAAUAGCCAUUAGAAAACCUUGUGAAAACAAGUGAACACAAAGAAUUAUAAAGCCACUCAAAAUGGAUGCAGAAUGCAAAAGGAAACAAGUGAACUUCGACCAGUUGACAGCUCUGUUAGAGUUUCUCAAAGAACAUGAAGAUUUGGCUAAAGGUCUUACUAGGGGCAGACGCAGACGAGGCAAGUUCCACACUGUGAAGGUAUGGAAUCUCUGUGCUAAGAAACUGAAUGCUAUUAAAGAUGGUGCUGUUAAAGAUGGAAAAGGUUGGUCUAAGUACUGGUGUGACUGGAAGUACCGAGUAAGGAGACGAGCUCUCGAGUUGAAAGCUGCUAAGGAUGGAGACAGACCGCUGCCUGAAGGAAUAUUGCCUUUGUCAGCAAUGGAAGAAAAUAUAAUGAGUUUAAUAGGAGAGAGCGCUGUUGAAGGAGUUGUUAUUAUGAAUGAUCCACUUUCUGAGGAAGGCUUAGAAGAAGCAAUACAAAAUUAUACUGACAAUAAUGAGGACAGCCCAAUUAAUCAGUAUUUUGAUACUGAAGCAAUGGAACCAUCAACCAGCCGAAAGAGGCGACAGCCAUGUAAUGACGACACUGCUGGUUCAAGUAGCCCUGGUGAAAGUAAACCUAUGGUAGACUCCAGAGGAGAUAUUAAAAGCUCAAGUAGAGGGCCGAGAACUUCUAAAAGGCGUAGAAAGCAACGCUCGUCAAUAAACUCAGAUAUAGAACUUGGCGGAUCAAGCAGCCCUUCAGAGAGCAAGCCCGAAGUUAUUGUGACGAAAAACGAACAUUGUGUAGAAUCAGAUGGUGAGGACAAAGCUUCAGUAUUUUUAUCCCUAGAGCGAGAGAAAGUAUUCGGGACAAGCAAAAUUAUAAACACACUAGAAAUGAUACAUUCGGAAAUAGCUCGUCUUGCAUCUGUCAUGGCCGACAUUAAAGACUAUUUAGUAACUAAUUACCGCCAAAUUAGUGUAACUUAAAUUAAAACCUGCGGUUUUCCCGCCGUUUCACUCGUGUCCUGUGGUACCUACUUCCAGGACCCGGAUAAAAUAUUUCUCACACGAGAAUAGUGAUAGUGUAGCUUCCCAACAGAGAAAGAAUUUCUCAAAUUGGUUCAGUAGUUUCGGAGCUUUUAGGACAAAAACAAAGAAACAAAAAAAAACUUUUUAUUAUUAUAAGUAUAGAUUAGAUCUUACCUCUAAAAUUGCAAUUCCAUGUAAAUCAAUGUGAUAAUUUUGUGUAAUUUUUCUACAAUUAAAUUGUUUUGUUAUUAAUGUAGGUAUACCUACUGUAACAAUGAUUAGCAUGCUAAUAAAAUUGGGUGUGAAAUUACGAUACGUGUAUUUAAAUUAUGUGAGCCGUUUGCUACAUUGUUGUUUUAGAUUUUUUUAUUUAUUACUUGGACAUCAUGACACGUGGAUUAAUAAUUGUGUUCGAGUAAGAAGGAAAUGGUAUGUAUUACAAACAUAUGUAAAGAGGAAGUUUAUUGAAACUUCGGCACAGACUAGGACAUCAAGCUACUCCAAUCUAUAAAAAAAAUCUCUAUAAAUAAUGUUAUAUGAAUGAAAGUUUCAAUAAUUCUGUACUUUUCAGUAUAUUAUAUCGCUAAUUUCCAUUUUUACCAUAGCCACGCUUAGAAGGUGGGCUUUUUAGGGGUUUUGGCAGAAAGGCCAAGGUAUUAGCCCAUACAAUAAACAUUGAACCUUAUCCUUUAGAGAUAAAGUUGAAAAUCUUUUGAAGUUUGACGGAUUGUCGUAGCAUGAUGUGCUGACAACUCUACUAUAAAAUAUACGUACCUACGUACCUAAAGUUCGGUAAUAAAUACGUACUAUGUUCUUAUGAUACUGAACUGGACUUGUUAUUAUGGAAAUGAAACCAUUAAAAUAUUUGUGCACUAUUUAUUUUUAACCAGCACAAGUAACGAGAUUGUCUUCUGUUUAGAAAGAUAUGAAAAAGUUCAAUGUAUAAAAGUUCAAUAUUAUAUUGUAUUAUUGUAGCAAUAAUAUUAAUUAUUAUAUACCAACAUAAAUCGUAUCUACUUACAAGUUAGUAGGUACCAUCUAACAUAAUGUAAUGUGCAUAGGAACUUAUGUGUCAUCUGAUUAGAAUAUAGUCAUAGACUGAGUAACAUUAAUUAAGCAUAGUUUGUAUGCAGAAAGUAUACUCAACAAUAAAUAAAUAUUGGAUUCAAUUUUAAA